This is a messenger RNA of Ochotona curzoniae (black-lipped pika), 3324 nucleotides long. RefSeq names its product zinc finger protein 182. Gene Ontology annotation, molecular function: DNA-binding transcription activator activity, RNA polymerase II-specific; RNA polymerase II cis-regulatory region sequence-specific DNA binding; DNA-binding transcription repressor activity, RNA polymerase II-specific. Bases 305 to 2173 code for a protein of 622 amino acids. Lineage: Eukaryota; Metazoa; Chordata; Mammalia; Lagomorpha; Ochotonidae. Gene Ontology annotation, biological process: negative regulation of transcription by RNA polymerase II. The transcript has 6 exons. The record is from RefSeq and is a predicted model, not a curated record. Gene Ontology annotation, cellular component: nucleus.
GAAGUGCUUGCCUGAGCCAGUUCUAACGGUCUUUUUCAGCAGCGGGCGAAAACCUGUUGUCAAGAAAGAGUGGAGCACCGUGACCAACACAACAAGUUCACGGGCACCCCACAGGCCCCUCUUUAAAUGAGCCGCGCCUUGCCCGGCCCCCCGCCCGUUCCCGAAGUCCUGAGUUCACAGUGUCGUGCAAAUGUUCCCGGUGGACUUUAUCUACUCCUGAAGGCAUCUUUCCGGCUCCCGAACCAGACGGUCCCGGUGAGCUUAGCCUUCGCAUACCCUUGGCUUUUCCAAAGAAGAGCAGGAAAUGGCCAAACCCCAGGAACUUGUGACAUUUGAGGAUGUAGCUGUGGAUUUCACCCAGGAGGAGUGGCAGUACCUGAACCCUCAACAGAGGACUCUGUACAGAGAUGUGAUGCUGGAGACCUACAGCCACCUGGUCUCCAUGGGCCAGCAGGACCCCAAACCAGACCUCAUUCUCAGGUUGGAAGCAAGAGAGCUGUGUCCAGCAGAAGGAAAAAUCGCAAUUUGGAGCUCUCUGGAAGAGGUUGGCCAAGGUGAUGAAGAGAUCAGGAGGUGGCAGCAGGAUUACCAAGAUAAAUGUGUGUUGAUGCAAUUUGGAUUCCCUGACAAGCAAACAUUCACUGCAAGGAGUAGUCCUGACUGUAAUGAGUUUGAUAACACACUUUAUCUGCAUUCAGACAUUGUUGCUUCAAUACAACAACCCCAUAAAUAUGAAUUAUUUGGAGAUAAUAUGAUAGAUAAUUUGGGCUUAUUUAGAAGCUCUGCUGAAAAGAAACCGGAUAGUGGAGGAUGUACAAAAUUAUUCUUCCAUGCUGAGUGUGAGAAAACAAAUCCUGGAGCGAAACCCUAUGGCUAUAAAGAGUGCGGAAAAACCCUCAAACUAAAGAAAGGCCUUAGUCUACAUCAGAGAAUUAAAAAUGGAGAGAAACCCUUUGAAUGUUCUGCAUGUGGGAAAACCUUCAGCAAGAAGUCCCACCUCAUCGUACAUUGGAGAACUCAUACAGGGGAGAAGCCUUUCGGAUGUACUGAAUGCGGGAAAGCCUUUAGCCAGAAGUCUCAGCUUAUUAUUCACCUUAGGACUCAUACCGGAGAGAGGCCAUUUGAGUGUCCUGAAUGCGGGAAAGCUUUCCGAGAAAAGUCAACUGUCAUCAUCCAUUACAGGACUCACACAGGCGAGAAACCUUACGAAUGCAAUGAAUGUGGGAAAGCCUUCACUCAGAAGUCAAACCUCAUUGUCCAUCAGAAAACCCACACAGGGGAGAAAACCUACGGAUGCACCAAGUGUGGGGAAUCUUUCCUACAGAAGCUUGAUCUAAUUCUACAUCAUAGUACUCACACAGGAAAGAAGCCCCAUGAAUGUAAUGAGUGCAAGAAAACUUUUAGUGACAAGUCGACUCUGAUCAUACAUCAAAGAACCCAUACAGGGGAGAAGCCUCAUAAGUGUAGUGAAUGUGGGAAGUCGUUCAAUGAGAAGUCAACCCUCAUCGUUCAUCAGAGAACCCACACAGGAGAGAAACCCUAUGAAUGUGACGUGUGUGGAAAAACCUUUACCCAAAAGUCAAACCUUGGUGUACACCAGAGAACUCACUCAGGAGAAAAGCCCUUUGAAUGCAAUGAAUGCGAGAAAGCCUUCUCCCAGAAAUCCUAUCUCAUGCUGCAUCAGAGGGGUCACACCGGAGAGAAGCCUUACGAGUGCAGUGAAUGUGAGAAGGCUUUUUCCCAGAAGUCCUAUCUCAUUAUACAUCAAAGAACUCAUACAGAAGAAAAGCCCUAUAAAUGUAAUGAAUGUGGUAAAGCCUUCAGAGAAAAGUCCAAGCUCAUUAUACAUCAGCGGAUCCACACAGGAGAGAAGCCCUAUGAAUGCGCUGUCUGUUGGAAAGCUUUUAGUCAGAAGUCACAGCUCAUAAUACACCAGAGGACGCACACAGGAGAGAAACCUUAUGCGUGCACUGAAUGCGGCAAAGCUUUCAGAGAGAAGUCAACAUUCACUGUACAUCAAAGAACUCAUACUGGAGAGAAACCCUACAAGUGUACAGAAUGUGGGAAAGCCUUUACCCAAAAAUCAAACCUUAUUGUUCAUCAGAGAACUCACACGGGGAAAAAGGCCCAUGGGAGAGGCCCCACCCGGAAGUCAAAGCUCACUGCACACUGAAGCAAAGUUGUAUUGAUUUAAUUUGUGUUUUCAAAGUAUGUCCUGACUGAUGAUGGUUUAAAUAUGGAGAGGAAUAGUCAGCUGUGUUUUCCUUACUCCAAAACUACAGAAAUUUGAUCUCUAACAAAAUUGGGCAGAGAGAAAACAUGAACCCAAGGCUGCAGAUGUGCGACAGCAUGGGUAAGGACUCUUAGCUGAGGCUCAGGAUACACCAUGAGUGCAGAACCCAUAGACACAAAACUUAACAGUGUGUUAGCAGCUCAGGGGGCUCCUGAACCCUUUAGGGGCCAAGGAGGAAGAGGUAGGGGCCUCAGCGACAAGUCAUGGUGACAAUCCAUAUUUGUAGAGAGUAGUCUAUGUUGAUGGGAGGAACAGUUUUAGGGUGCUGGGGAAAGAGAAUACUUUUCCCUGAGUAACCCUGUAGCCACCCCCUAUUCACUGACAAGUAUGAAAGUGAAGGGAUUUCCAAGUUUUUAGAAAAUAUAUCCCUGGUUUCUUCCCCUACAUGAACCUUGAGUGAAUAGCCAUGUCCAGGAGAAACUCUUCUCAAAGAGGAUUCAAAAGCUGAAAAACCACAGUUGCACUUCUAGAUCUGUAAUUCCACAUACAGAAAGGUUAACAUGCUGAUGUUAACAUGCUGUGCAAACAAAAGGUUGGAAGCAGUCUGAGUGCCAACAGCAGGAUUUUGGUCCCCUAAGUCAUGGUGUAUUCUCACAGCAAGCUUCAAGGUAGACAAGAAUGAGUAAACAGAACUUGGAUACCACUCCAAUAGUCAUGUUAGAUAAUCUCCCAAGUUACAUUACUAGGUAGGAAAAGCAAGGUGCAGGGUAGUGACUAUAAUAGGCUACCAUUUGUACAUUAAAAAGGGAAAGCUGGCAAGUGUAUAAUUGUGUGUUCAGUACCUCUGGAAAGAGGCACAAGAACCUGGUGACCCUGAUUUCCUGGGGCUGUGACAGUGGGUAGCUGGGGGGAUGGACUUGGGAGGGAGUAAGCUGUGUCCUUGCAUAGCUUUUGCAGAUUACACUGUGUGGAUAUACUACCUUCUCAAAAAAUAAAACUUGGGGGAAAAAACAUACUGUAUUACUGUUAUUAUGAAGUCCAGCAUCUAGACGUAUGAUUUAUUAACAGUUCACAUAUGAAUAGAUAAUGCU